This is a messenger RNA of Syzygium oleosum, 1406 nucleotides long. RefSeq names its product probable beta-1,3-galactosyltransferase 8. The transcript is spliced from 9 exons. Lineage: Eukaryota; Viridiplantae; Streptophyta; Magnoliopsida; Myrtales; Myrtaceae. The coding region runs from base 173 to 1366 and encodes 397 amino acids. The record is from RefSeq and is a predicted model, not a curated record. Gene Ontology annotation, cellular component: Golgi membrane. Gene Ontology annotation, molecular function: hexosyltransferase activity.
UUUUAUCCCUAUAAAACCUGAAGGAAGACACGCCCGUAUGUCAUCCCGCAGCUAGCAUUUAGACGCAUCGGAUCGCCGCGAUCCCCGGGAUCUCUAGGUGUCCUUAUUGAGGAAACAUUACACUGAGGCACCUUCAUCACGAAAGGAAGUGAAAGUGGUGUUGCGGCGACUAAUGCUCAAGGUUUGGCCGAUGCAUCCCGAGAACGUGCUCAAGAAAAUGCGGGGAAAGCCGCUUCCUGGGAAAUUCAUACUCGCACUGUGCAUUUCGAGCUUCCUGGCAGGAUCGCUCUUCACCAGCCGAACAUGGACUACUCACCCUUCUCCCGAAACCGACGGACAAAUGCCGACCAUUAGGGAUGAUAUGCCGAUGCAGGAUUGCGACCACAAGCGUAAACUUGUCGAGGAACAAUCUGGAGAUAUAGCGGAGGAAGUCACCAGGACCCGCCAAGUCAUCAAGUCUCUUGAAAAAACAAUGUCUAAACUGGAGACGGACUUGGCCGUGGCUCAUACAAGCCAACACGGAGCGUCCUCAUCUAAUCACAGUCUCGAGAAGGCCUUCGUCGUCAUCGGGAUCAAUACGGCGUUCAGCAGCAAACGGAGGCGAGAUUCGCUCCGGCAAACGUGGUUGCCUAGAGGAGAGAAGCUAAAGAAGCUGGAGAAAGAGAAAGGGGUGGUGGUGAGGUUCGUGAUCGGGCACAGCACGACCCCCGGCGGGGUCCUGGACAGGGCGAUCGACGCGGAGGACGCGAAGCACCACGACUUCCUCAGGCUGGACCACGUCGAGGGCUACCACGAGCUCUCCUCCAAGACCCGCCUCUACUUCUCCACCGCCACCUCGACCUGGGACGCCGACUUCUACGUCAAGGUCGACGACGACGUCCACCUGAACCCAGGCACGUUGGUGAGCACACUGGCUAGGUAUCGGUCCAAGCCGCGGAUCUACAUCGGGUGCAUGAAGUCUGGCCCAGUUUUGUCACUAAAGGGCGAAAAAUACCACGAGCCGGAGUUCUGGAAAUUCGGGGAAGAAGGGAACAAGUAUUUCAGGCACGCCACUGGCCAGCUCUAUGCCGUCUCCAGGGACCUCGCUUCCUAUAUUGCCACCAACUCGCCGAUAUUGCAUAGGUAUGCAAACGAGGACGUUUCGGUGGGGGCCUGGUUCAUCGGCCUGGAGGUUGACCACGUUGACGAGCGGUCCAUGUGCUGUGGGACACCCCCAGACUGUGCACUGAAGGCGGAGGCCGGGAACGCGUGCGUGGCGUCGUUCGAUUGGUCGUGCAGCGGCGUGUGCAGAUCCGCGGAGAGGAUGAAGGAGAUCCACAGGCGGUGCGGGGAAGGUGACGGCGCUCUUUGGGAUAUUCGUCUGUGACCCCCGGAAGUUUGCUUAAAUUGUGUUUUGCACCCCACCU